AUGGUAAAACGUGCACCGACUCCCCCGCCCGCCGACGACACGCGGUUCUUCACGGUGAUGAACCCGUACCCGCAGCAGCCGUACAUCGCGCCGCAAGAUACGAAAACCUUUGCUCGAUGGAUCGCGUGCGUUAUCGGCCAGGAGCAUUUCCUUGCUUUCUAUCAUAAGCCCAAGUCCCCCAAUGUAGUCGUCAUUGAGACCUCAAAGUUCGGGCCCGACUUUGACCGCCUGAUGGGAGAGCAUCGCUGGAGCGAGUUCUUGCGCGGUCCUUCCAACGCCUCAGGACAGGAGACGUCCUCUAUAUUCCCUUGCACGCUGACCACGCAGCGCGCCGUGGCGAAGUCUGGUAAGCAACAUUCUGUCUUUGUCGAUGCGCGACGACUAACUCAUACCUUGCGUUACAGGAUGGGUCUGCCGUGA
Molecule: messenger RNA, 420 nt
Organism: Trametes versicolor FP-101664 SS1
Lineage: Eukaryota; Fungi; Basidiomycota; Agaricomycetes; Polyporales; Polyporaceae
Exons: 2
Coding region: 1-420 (139 amino acids)
Source: RefSeq, a predicted model, not a curated record